AGUGCAGUGAAGUGUGCCAUCACAACAGGAGCGCACAGGCAGCUUCAAGGAGGCGGGGAAGACAAUGCUGGAGAAGACUAAGAAGGUGUUCACGAUUCGUAACAUUACCAUAAGGCAGAUGCUGGCAGAAGCACUGGGAACAUUCAUCCUCAUGGUUUUUGGCUUGUCCUCUGUGGCACAAGUGGUAUUGGGAAAAGGAAACAGUGGUCAGUAUCUGAGCAUCAAUAUGGCAUUUGGCAUUGGCGUUACCUUGGGUAUCUAUGCGGCUGGAAGAGUUUCUGGAGCUCAUAUGAAUGCUGCCAUCACCGUUACACAGUGUGUUUUAGGAAACAUCUCCUGGACAACGCUUGUAGCUUAUGUAAUCGGCCAGUUCCUGGGCUCCUUUAUGGCAGCAGCCACCGUCUUUGCUCUCUACUAUGAUGCUAUUUAUGACUACACCAAUGGGAGCUUUACAGUGACAGGACCAACUGCCACAGCGAUGAUCUUCUCUACAUACCCUGCUUCCAAUGUAUCCUUGCAGGGAGCCUUCUUCACAGAGUUUACAGCAACAGUUAUGUUGAUCCUGGGUAUUCUAGUCAUCCAUGACGAGAAAAACAACGCAGCUGUCAAAGGCGCUCAGCCCAUACUCACGGGUAUGCUGGUCCUGGGCAUUGGUCUGGGAAUGGGGCUGAACACAGGCUAUGCCAUAAAUCCCUCCAGGGACCUGCCCCCACGGAUCUUCACGGCAGUUGCUGGCUGGGGAAUGGACGUCUUCACGGCUGACCAUUCCUGGUGGUGGAUCCCAAUCACAGCUCCAGUUCUGGGAAGUCUUUUUGGUGUUCUAAUGUACAAACUCUGCAUUGAAUUUCACAACCAGCCUGUCCAAGAAUUGGAACAUGAGAAACAAGAGGCAGUCACGGAGACUUCCAGACUGUGAUGGCCAUGUGCUGUGACGACACAUGUGAAGGGCACAUCUGUUUGUCCACCAUGCUGGUGGACAGAUGAGGGACUAGAUUUCAGUAAACCUACUCUGCUUAAACAGAUAAACUUGGUAUCUGAGAUAUUGAGAAGACCUAUGUAGGGCUAGACCUGGCUGUGACCUGAAGGAAUUAUUCAAUCUCCCUUUGUAAAAAUCUACAAAAAAACCCUACCAAAAAACAAAAACAAAACAAAACAAAACAAAACAAAACAAAACAAAUCCCAAAACAAAACUCAACCCUCAAUCAUUAUAUUCUGAAGAAAAGCAAAGCAGAGCUACAAGUCUCCAGAUACAUAUAUAUUCAUACAAAUCAAAAUACAGGCAUCAGUAGUGGCAGAUACAACAUGAUUAAGUCAAUUAACACAUAAAUUUUGAUAUGGAAUAUUCUUUGGUAAGAGGCAGAUACCACAGUGAUGGACCAUGGGCCUAGGCUUGCUUCAUUUGCAUAUCUGUCACCCUAACAAACACCUAGUUUGGAAGAGCACAGAAGAGAAAAGAACAAGGACAAUCUGAAAAAGAAACACGAACCUGUUGGGUUGUUUGGGGUUUUUUUGUGCUUGUUUUUUAUUUUGUUGUUUUUGAUCUGAACAUUCAGGAAGCAUUAAAAAGUUACUAAACUAAAUUACAGGGUCUCCUGAAUCCUGCCACAGUUCUGCUGGAACAUGCUGGCAGCAAAGAACCAUGUGUGUACUGACACUCUAGACUUGAGCUACACCAACUACCACCACAGGAAAGAAGUCAGAGAACUUCUGUGACAGUGUCUCCAAAAUCUUGAACAACCACCCCCCCAUACUUUUUUCCUACCUCUGAAUGCAUGAGAAAUGCAAGAUCUUGCCCCGCUGCUACAGGAAUUCUGCUACUUCCAUCUGAAUGAGGAAGUGGGCCUGCAACAGCCUUACAAGUUUGAGGUGUGACUGGAUUAGAGGCAGAACACUAUCAGAAGCUGCCUGUUCCCAGGAGGGUGACAACAGUCCUAACUUUUCUAGAAAGUGCUCAAGCAACUACAGUAUGUAUGUCAAGCACAUAACUGCAGUCCCAGGGUUGGGUGCCAUGAAUAAACAACACAGAGUUAUCCAAGAGUGGGAAGUGACAGAACAUCACUACUGCACAGAAUUCCAGAAAAGGGCAUUUACUGGAUUUAAUGGUCGUUCCCAUCCCAGUAUUAAAAGCAUAACUGAGGUAUUGCUGUGGCAUGGGGUGGGGUUGGGUGGGAAGUACUGACAUGUGUGCUUUCUCCUUAGAGCUCACUUUAUGUCAGUAGAGCAGCUAGAACAGAUCUUCACCUGUCUCAAGAUGCACAUGGGCUUGAGAGGUGCACGAGAGGAUUUCUUGUCAUCUGGGGGUGGCAGAGAGUGGUUGCCAGGCAAUGCAGCAACAGCAUUUGAAGGUGGGCCCUUGGCAGUGCUGGAAGCAGAAAAAUACACCUAAACAGGGGCUGGUGGCUGCAGAGAUUUGGCACAGUGACUGCAGGCCAGAAGUAGAACAGCUGCCACAAAGCUCAGUCUUCUGGCCUGUGUGAAAUAAACUGGGAAUUUCUGAGUAGCUCAAGAGAGAUAAGCUGGAAGCACUGUAACCCAUCCCUUCUCAGGGAGAGAUUCUCAACUGCAUUGAAGAAGCACCCCAAACAAUCCAUCCUGAACACUGCUCUUGCCUCUGCAUCCCAUGUCCAUGUGCUCCCCAAAGCAUCUUCAGAUACCAAAUCACUUUGGAGGAAAAUAUUCAAAUAUUUAUUAUAAUACUAUUAAGCACUUACAGGAUGGCUUCAUCUUUCUGAAGGUCAUACAAAUACUCAUGAAAGCCUCACAACAUCCCUGUGAGGUAGGUUUGUCUUGUGUAAUUAUGCGGUGGUUUUUCAAAAAUUAGAGAUGAUGAUGUUUAAAUAGUCAAUGCUUACUUGAAAACAGUGAUUUCUAUUUCCAUAUUCAGGCACAAAAUGUGUAGGGUGCUACCAUAAUUCCAGUGUAUUUGGAAGACAGAAUAGCAUAGAAAAAUAAUGGAAACAAACAGGAGCAACUGAAAACCAGCAGUGAAUGGGUUAAAGUGCAGUUCUAACCUGAAAACUUACAGUAUAGAAAACAGCAUCAGGGGCUUCUAAGGCUGUAGGAUCUCACUGGCCCCCAGUGAGAUCCUGCCCAACUGAAAAGUGUCUGUUUCAAUGGUCAGCUUUGCAAAUGAAUGUGUGACAAACCAAGGGGUCCUCCAGGCUGAUGGGAUUCAACACCAUUGACUCUCUGCUCAGCAGUUCCCACAAAGGGAGGCAACAAAGGAUCUUGCAGCUUCUGGCUUCAGGAUUAUUGCAAAUCAUGUCAUCAUCUGAAAAGAUACAGCACUGUCUUGGUUUGAAAAGACACGUGUCUACUAAGGAAGGCAGGAGCCUUCCCUGAACUGGAAAAUGUAAACCCUCUCCCUCUGAAUUAUUAUAAAUUUGAAAUUAAGGGGGGGCUCUCAGGCAAAG
Molecule: messenger RNA, 3413 nt
Organism: Motacilla alba alba
Lineage: Eukaryota; Metazoa; Chordata; Aves; Passeriformes; Motacillidae
Product: aquaporin-7-like
Exons: 6
Coding region: 65-916 (283 amino acids)
Biological process (GO): water transport; glycerol transmembrane transport
Cellular component (GO): plasma membrane; basolateral plasma membrane
Molecular function (GO): urea transmembrane transporter activity; glycerol channel activity; water channel activity
Source: RefSeq, a predicted model, not a curated record